Sabethes cyaneus is the source of this 2038-nucleotide messenger RNA. RefSeq names its product 5'-AMP-activated protein kinase catalytic subunit alpha-2-like. Gene Ontology annotation, cellular component: cytoplasm. The record is from RefSeq and is a predicted model, not a curated record. The transcript is spliced from 3 exons. NCBI's taxonomy places the organism in Eukaryota, Metazoa, Arthropoda, Insecta, Diptera, Culicidae. Bases 160 to 1794 code for a protein of 544 amino acids. Gene Ontology annotation, biological process: intracellular signal transduction; protein phosphorylation. Gene Ontology annotation, molecular function: protein serine/threonine kinase activity; ATP binding.
CAAGUUACAAUGUCUCUUUUCGUCGCGUAAAAUGCUCUAUAAAUAAGAAAAAUAUUUAUCUGUUUUUGUUAAACUGUGCAGAGUACACAAUUGAGUCGAAAAAUAUAUUAUUAUCAAACGUACAGUCAUUAUUGUGAUUUUUGAUAAAAAAGUUUAAAAAUGUCUGAUAAAAGCUCCACCACCGCCCAACCACUAGUAAAAAUUGGUCACUAUAUUCUUGGAGCGACCCUUGGUACAGGAACGUUUGGGAAGGUCAAGAUCGGAGAACAUCAACUUACUAAACACAAAGUAGCAGUGAAAAUCCUUAAUCGUCAAAAAAUUAAAAGCCUAGAUGUGGUUGGAAAAAUACGUCGAGAAAUUCAGAAUCUAAAACUAUUUCGACACCCGCAUAUCAUAAAACUUUACCAGGUGAUAUCAACUCCGACAGAUAUAUUCAUGAUUAUGGAAUAUGUUAGUGGCGGUGAGCUAUUUGACUAUAUUGUCAACAAUGGCAAGUUACAAGAAUCAGAGGCGAGAAGGUUUUUCCAGCAAAUAAUUUCUGGUGUAGAUUACUGUCAUCGCCAUAUGAUCGUGCAUCGUGAUUUAAAACCUGAAAAUUUAUUAUUAGACCACAAUAGACAUGUGAAGAUUGCUGAUUUUGGGCUUUCAAAUAUGAUGUUGGAUGGAGAAUUUUUGCGUACUUCAUGCGGCUCACCAAACUAUGCUGCUCCUGAAGUAAUAUCCGGUAAAUUGUACGCUGGUCCCGAAGUGGAUAUCUGGUCAUGUGGCGUAAUUUUAUAUGCUUUACUGUGUGGAACUUUACCGUUUGAUGAUGAACACGUACCAACACUUUUUCGGAAGAUUAAGUCCGGUAUUUUUCCAAUACCAGAGUAUUUGAAUAAACAGGUCGUAAGCUUACUUUGUCAAAUGUUGCAAGUGGAUCCAUUGAAAAGAUCAACCGUUGAAGAAAUCAAGAAGCACGAAUGGUUUCAAAAGGAGUUACCCGCAUAUCUGUUUCCCUCGCCAGUAGAACAAGACAGCAGUGUGAUUGAUACUCAUGCAGUAGCAGAAGUGUGCGACAAGUUUGGAGUUAAGGAGCAAGAGGUUCACAAUGCGUUGCUGAGUGGCGACCCACAUGAUCAAUUGGCAAUAGCCUACCAUUUAAUAAUUGAUAACAAGCGCAUUGCCGACGAAGCUGCUAAGGCAGAAUUAAAAGAUUUUUACGUUGCAGGUAGUCCACCUACUGCACAAGCUCAAUCAGAGAGACACACACCAGUGAAUGAACCAUUCAAGUCGCCAUUGAUUCAUCCAGAACGUAUUGCACCAUUACGUGAAAGGCCUACAAACACGGUUAGUACUCCGGUGGCGAUUCAACACUUUACACCGACAGCUAUUCCAUUAGACAAACAUCGUGGAACACCGGUAAAACGAGCUAAGUGGCAUCUGGGUAUCCGCUCUCAAUCAAAACCAAACGAUAUAAUGUUGGAGGUAUAUCGGGCGAUGAAGGCGCUAGAUUUCGAAUGGAAAAUUAUAAAUCCCUAUCACGUUCGGGUUCGCAAAUUUAAUGCUAGAAAUGAAAAGUACGUAAAAAUGUCGCUACAGCUGUAUCAAGUAGAUGCUAAAAGCUAUCUAUUAGAUUUCAAAUCGCUUACCAACGACGAGGUCGAACAAGGAGAUGAUGUCAUUAUGGAAAGUUUAACACCGCCGCCUCCUGUUGGAUUUGGUGGAAUGGGGAUACCAAAUCAGCCUACUGGUCAUCACACAAUGGAAUUUUUCGAGAUGUGUGCAGCCCUGAUUAUACAGCUUGCUCGUUAGAUGCUAUUUUAUAUUUUGAAGUGAUUAUUCAGUUUUAUGUAUAAGCAUAAAGCGACAUUAAAUUUACGUAUUUGUAAUGCUAAAUAUGGUACCCGAGUACGGCCCUGUGGGCGGGAGUGAUUUCGGUACCGGUAAGCGCGCUAGAGUGCGGGCGAAGACCUCUUUAACAAGUUAAUAAUGGGGUUUUCGAUUGCGGGCCUGGGUGAGAACUGUCAUUUAUGUAUGGACCGAGCGUGCGAAAUAA